AUGGCAUCAUCAGCCGCUCUGUCCAAGGCCAACACCAGCUUCUGUCUGGAUCUGUUGAAGAAGCUGAGUGACAACGACAAGGCAGCAAAUGUCUUUUACUCUCCAUUUAGCAUCUCCUCAGCCCUGGCUAUGGUGAUGCUGGGGGCCAGAGGCAACACACACACACAGAUGUCAGAGAGUCUAAAGACAAAGAACUGUCUGGAUGACGUCCACGCUGACUUCAGUAAACUACUGAAGACACUCAACAAGGCAGGCGCUCCGUACUCCCUCAGUGUUGCAAACAGACUGUACGGGGAGCAGUCCUACCAGUUUGUAGAGGAUUUCAUAGGAGAAACCAGGAAGCACUACAAUGCAGAGUUGGAGUCUGUGGACUUCAAAACCGGCUCUGAAGCAGCAAGGCUCAAAAUCAACAGCUGGGUGGAGGAGCAGACACAAGAUAAAAUUAAGGAUUUGCUGCUGAAGGGUACAUUGCACGACAUGACCCGUAUGGUGCUGGUCAAUGCCAUCUACUUCAAAGGGGACUGGAACGAGCAGUUUAAGGAGAGUACCACGAGAGAUGCUCAGUUCAGACUCAACAAGAAUGAGUCCAAACAAGUGAAGAUGAUGUAUCAGAAUACUACUUUACCCUUGGGCCUCAUCGCUGAACCCAACUGCCAGGUCCUGGAGAUGCCUUACAAAGAGAAGGAGCUCAGCAUGCUCAUCUUUCUCCCCAUGGAUAUAGACGAUAGUUCAACUGGUCUGGAGAAGCUGGAGAAGGAGCUGACCUAUGACAACUUUGUGGAGUGGACUCAUUCAGACAGGUUGUCUCGCUCUAAAGUUGAGGUGGGCCUGCCGCGGUUCAAAAUGGAGGAGAGUUAUGACAUGGGGGGUGUCUUGCUCAGCAUGGGCAUGGUGGAUGCCUUUGAUUCGGGCAUUUGUGACUUCUCAGGCAUGUCCCCUUCCAAUGACCUGGUGCUGUCCAAAGUCAUCCAUAAGGCUUUUGUUGAGGUCAAUGAGGAGGGAACCGAGGCUGCUGCUGCCACUGCUAUAACAGUGGGGAUCACUUCUGUAAGCCCUAGAGCCAGAUUCAUUGCAGACCAUCCCUUCCUCUUCUUUAUCAGACAUAACCACACCAAGAGCGUUCUGUUUGCCGGCCGCUACUGCUCCCCUCAGUGA
Molecule: messenger RNA, 1155 nt
Organism: Limanda limanda (common dab)
Lineage: Eukaryota; Metazoa; Chordata; Actinopteri; Pleuronectiformes; Pleuronectidae
Product: leukocyte elastase inhibitor-like
Exons: 8
Coding region: 1-1155 (384 amino acids)
Biological process (GO): negative regulation of endopeptidase activity
Molecular function (GO): serine-type endopeptidase inhibitor activity
Source: RefSeq, a predicted model, not a curated record